AUGUACGCCUACCUCUUCCUUGGGAUCCUACCGGUGCUGCUUAUGGUUCUGGGUGGAGCCGGGAGGCCUUGCCCGACCCGCUGCCGCUGCACCCGGGGAAUCCUGAACUGCAGCAGGAUCACCAACCCCCCAGGAUUCCACCAAGUUCCCCUCCCCAAACGUCACCCUCCUCCUUUCACGUACUUGGACUUUACAGGGAAUGCGAUUCUGUCUACGGGGAAAGAGGUGUGGGCUGCCUAUCCUUGGGCUGAGACCUUAGUCCUCAAGAACAACAGCUUCGGCACACUGAAAAACUGCUCCCUGGAAGGGCUGCUCUCCCUGACCUACCUGGACUUGUCAUACAAUAAAAUCCAGGUGAUCGAGAUGAAUGCAUUUGAGGCUGUCCCGUUCCUGCAGGUGAUCCAUCUCCGUGGCAACCGCAUCGAGGAGAUCGCGGAGGGAACGUUCCGGGCCUGGCACGGCCUGCGGUUUUUGCUCAAGGUGGAUCUCAGCCACAACCCACUGGUGGUACUGCAGGACCCCUGCUUCUACCACCUGCCUUUCCUGACGUUCCUAGAUCUCGGUGCCACCGGAGUGACGCCCAGGAUGCUGGAGGACCUGCUGCAGAACUCCCUGCACCUGAGAAGGCUCACCUUGCCCCAAAAGAUGUUUUGCUGUCUUUGCCGCAUGAAGAAAGACAUCGAGGUUUUAGGUGAGGCUGUCAAGCUGAGGUGCCCGGAGUCAUGUGACCUGAAUGCAACGGGGUGCAAAAAAGAAGAGCGUUCAAACAGGAUGCAGGAAGACAUCACGAAAGUCUUAGGAACCCGGAAGUGGAAUGGCAGCAGCCUGCUUGACAUCUUGCCACAGAGAGCCGAACCCAAAAAUGACGCACCCGAGAGAGCUGAACCCAGCAACGACAAGCUGGCACACGGAUCUUGGGCAUGGAUCUGGACUACAGAAGAGCUCCUGAACCUGCAAGACGGCAGCAACCGCCCGGCAGAAGACGGCAGAUCUGAAAUCUCAGAACUCUCACCUGACAUCACGCAGCCCCGUGGGAUACGCUGGAAACAUUGGGGGACUUCUGCUUCUCCCCCUCUGGGCUUCUCAGCGCAUCAAAAUGGCUGCCUGCUUCAGGGUGACCUCUUUGAAACUGAGCUGAACCAGACGUCGGCGUCCCUUGUCCCAAAUGCAGCCGUGCGGAAACUCAUCUCGCACCUGACCCACAUCCUGAGAACGGACUGCACGGCACCCGCGCGCCAGAGGGCUUGCUCCAAAGUCGUCUGCAGGUCAGGCCUCCUUGUGAAAUUCCUUAGCGAAAAUGUCAACGAGAACUCUUCCCUGUGGGAUUCGUCCUUCUGGCCCCUCGAGGAGGCAGCCAAAUCGACCCAGGGAAUUUCAAGGAAGCUGGAGGGGCCUUCAAAUGUCACGGCGAGUCACGAGACUCGAGGAUACAGGUAUGGAAGCAGGCUCCUGCUGGCUCUUUCAGUAACCUCCGUCAUCAUGAUCGUCACGGCUACUAUCUGCCUGAUGGAGAUCUGGUCUUGGUGUUCUAUAGCCAAAGACAGGAUCUUUCUAGGCAGAAGGAAGAAACCCCUCCCAGACGUACAGCUGUCCAGAACACCCUCUCUGGUGAUUAAUGGCAGGCCCCUUUGGCUCAAAGACCUGUAUCACGUUCAGGAUGAAACAGAGCAGAACUACAUGAUGGGCAAAUUGCACGAUGAGGAGCACCUGGAGGAAACGGGCAGAGGCCACUGGGGCGACGCCCGGCCGUCCUUUCUGGAACCCGCCAUGAAAGAAUUCAGUUUAGAUCUGUCCUUUGCCCUCACCCUGGAACUACAGGUUGCACCGCCUCCCCCCUCCCCCUAUUCCACUCAGCCACAAAAGCCCAGUGUGAAAAAGGGUUCGGGCGCGUCAGAGGGAACUUCUGAGACCACCAGUUCAAAAGCAGCUUCUACAGCAGUGGGGGAAGGAGGAGACGAUGAAGAUGAAGAUGCAGAGGAAGAAGGCUCUGCUGAGAGCCCAACUGCAGAGGCUACGGGCACCAAAGUGCCAGGAAGUGGGAAGAUGGAAGGCGGAGAAGGAGAGGGCGAACCCCCUCGUGUUACGCAUAGCUAUAUAGAUCCUCUAUAG
This is a messenger RNA of Sphaerodactylus townsendi, 2109 nucleotides long. RefSeq names its product leucine-rich repeat-containing protein 37A2-like. Bases 1 to 2109 code for a protein of 702 amino acids. The transcript has a single exon. NCBI's taxonomy places the organism in Eukaryota, Metazoa, Chordata, Lepidosauria, Squamata, Sphaerodactylidae. Gene Ontology annotation, molecular function: protein binding. The record is from RefSeq and is a predicted model, not a curated record.